This is a messenger RNA of Aegilops tauschii subsp. strangulata, 2574 nucleotides long. NCBI's taxonomy places the organism in Eukaryota, Viridiplantae, Streptophyta, Magnoliopsida, Poales, Poaceae. The record is from RefSeq and is a predicted model, not a curated record.
AUGGCGUCGGCGACUCCGGCAGGCGGCGGCGAGGGCGUCCACGGCGGCGGUGAGAUGCCGUUCUGGCCUCCUAGCGGAACGGCUGGCGUCGACGGCGAUGGCGGCGACGAUUCCAGCUCCGCAUACUCGACCGACGACGAGGAGGAGUCGAUGUUACUCAGCAUGGAGCAGCGGUUGCGGUUGGCGCAGCAGUGGGUGGCGAACCCUAGCAGCAGCCAUGAGUUGACGCAUGGACUUGGCGGCGUGCUUUUGGAUGAAGACAUUUGGCAAGUAAGGAUCCAUUUUGAUGCAAGAGAACCAUUGGAGAUGAAGCUGUGUGGUUCAGAUAUUACUUAUCUGAAUUUGGUUGCAGUGAUGGAAACCCAAGGAUUUAAUGCAUAUGAUUGUUUGUUUCACAUUGAAAAUCCAUCUUUAGGAGAGAAAGGGAUGGAUUUGGUAGACAGUCAUGCAGAAUUACAGAAGAUAAAGAGGAAGAUCCAGGACAAAUUGGUGCUUGAUUUGCUAGUCAGGGCUUGUCCACCCCCUGUUACUGAUUUUGAGUUGCAGAAAUGUCAAAUGCCAGAGUUGUCCACUGUGGUGUACCAAGAGCCUGUUGUUUUCGAUCUGAGUGAGCCUCCUAUCUUAGCUGUUGAUCAGCAAGGAGUAGUUUUUGAGAGUCAAUGUAGCAACUCUAGCACACCUCAUCCUACUGGUGUUUGCACACAAGAAAGCAAGAAUGCAACAGCCAAGUUGAAAGCAGUUUUGGAAGAAGAAGAAGAGGGAUAUCAAGGAUUUGAGGCAUAUGAGGACAGUGAUGCUAAUGCCUCUGAUGAGGAUGCUCAAAUUGGAAAUGACCAUCAUCACAUGGGUGAUGAUGAAGAUGUAGAGGUGGAAGAGGGAAAGAGACAGAGAGAGCUAGAAGUACAAGAGGAAGAAUCAGAUGAUGAGCAAUCAGAAGAGGAAGAAAUGCUGCAUUAUGAGAGUGAGACUGAAGUUGAGGAACCAUUUGAGGUAGAGGAAGAUAGGACUUUUGAAGAAGAAGAAGAAACUAUAGUUGAACCUGUGAAGAAGAAGCAGAAGCUACCAGUUAGAAGAGGACCAACAACUAGGUCACAUUCUAGUAAGCUACCAGAGGUUGAACCUGAUUUCAGACCAUCCUCAUCAGAUGAAGAAGAGAAGGGGUUGUUGAGGGAGAGUGAUGAUGAUGGUUUUGAGCCACAGCCUCUUUUGGAUCAGCAUCAAUUCAGAGAUGCUUUGUUGAAUUUGCACAUCACUCAGGCCAGGAAUUUUAAGUAUCACAGGAAUUCAGAUCAGAGGAUAAUUGUUCAGUGUCCAGAUAAAUAUUGCCAGUUCUUUAUGGUGGCAGCAGUUAUAAAAGGGGAGAAAACCUUUGUAAUUAAGAAGAUGAGACUAGAGCACACUUGCCCUAGUACCACUGAGACCACCAGGGUUAGUGCAAUGUGGCUAGCACAGAAAUAUGAGCAUCUCUUCAGAUCUGAUAUAACUACUGGUAUUCAGACAAUAAUUGAUGCAUGCAUGGAAAAAUAUGGUGUAGAUGUGCCCAAGUGCAUGGCAUAUAGGGCAAAGAACAUAGCUAUUGAAGCUGUCUUAGGAGAUCACAAGAAGCAAUAUCCUAGGCUUAAAGACUAUGCUCAGACUGUCAUGGAUACAAACCCUGGGAGUAGAGUAAUAGUCACUACUGUUACUCCAGUACCAAAUGCAAAAAUACCCCACCCAGGCCCAAGAUUCCAUGCCAUGUUCUUUUGCCUGAAUGGAGCAAGGGAGGGGUUUCUCAAUGGGUGUAGGCCAUUCAUUGGUGUUGAUGGAUGCUUCAUUAAGCUCACUACAGGAGCUCAACUCCUUGCUGCCACUGGUAGAGAUGGCAACAACAACAUAUAUCCACUGGCAUUUGGCAUAGUUGGACAAGAGGACACACCUAGUUGGUGUUGGUUUCUACACCAACUGAAAAUUUGCCUAGGUGGAGAAGUGGGCAAGUUUGGACCUUAUACUAUAAUGUCAGAUAGACAAAAGGGGUUAUUGAAUGCAGUGAAUGCUGUCUUUCCAAAUUGCAACCAAAGAUUCUGCCUUAGGCAUUUAUAUGCAAAUUUCCAAAAUGCUGGGUUUAGGGGUGAAGAUCUUAAGAAGUGCAUGGAUAAUGCUAGCUAUGCCUACAAUGAACACAAAUUUAAUAUUGCAAUGAAUGAUCUUAGAGCUGAAAGUGAGGAAGCUUGGGAGUGGCUUACUGCAAUACCAAAAAAAACAUGGGCAAGGCAUGCAUUUGACACAAACUGCAAGACUGACUUGGUAGUGAACAACUUGUCUGAGGUGUUCAACAAGUACAUUCUAGAUGUUAGGAGAAAACCUAUAAGGACAAUGUGUGAUGGGAUAAAAGAUAAGCAGAUGGUGAGGUGGCAUAGGAACAGAGAGAGUGUAAAGGCAGCAAGAUGGGAUAUAACACCUCAUUACAGUGAGAAGCUAGAGGUUGAGAAGGAGAGGGCCAGAUAUUGCAAGCCAAUACAGGCAGGGGUCAACUUAUGGCAAGUUACAAGUGGGCAGCAAACACAUGCUGUCACCCUGGAACUUGAGACUUGCUAA